This is a messenger RNA of Frieseomelitta varia, 1584 nucleotides long. RefSeq lists its product as uncharacterized. NCBI's taxonomy places the organism in Eukaryota, Metazoa, Arthropoda, Insecta, Hymenoptera, Apidae. The transcript is spliced from 2 exons. The record is from RefSeq and is a predicted model, not a curated record. Bases 610 to 1293 code for a protein of 227 amino acids.
CCCUGUUAUUCAAUAAUAGUGACGUGAUCGUAUUUGGAGGUUAUCUUUUUCUUUUUUUUUUUUCUAUUUUUCUAACGGAAACAAAGAUUACUAUUAAUUGGCAACGAUAUCGUUUUCAAAAUUUUCUGGUAUAGUUUGCUUACAAGUCAUAGGAUACCGCCACUUAUGUCCGUUAUACCGGGUAUAUUUUAACGCUCGUAGUUACACAUUUCUCGCAUUUACACUUAAAAGUUGAAUGCCAUCAAAUAUUUUAAUAGAAGUGUUUGAUUAUCGAAAAUACGCAUUAUCUCUGUAUGUCAUACAUCGGGGAUUCUCUUCUGAUCAGUGUGUAUAUUUUCUCUUCCCUUCUCUCCAUUCCAAACGAUCGAAUCUAUUUUCUAGGAAUUUUGUGAAAAUUAGGGAAAUUAAAAUUAGGCGUCCAAGAUUUGAAAACUUGAAACUUCGUGUCCAGAGUCGACUAUUUUAUCGACACGUUAACGUAUUGUAUUGUAUUGUAUUCGUACGUAAACUGUACAAAGUUUAGUUUAACCUAACAUUCUGCAGUAAUACGAAUAAAAUAUUUUGCUUUUGAAUUAUUUCUCUUUUUCACGUGUGUGUAAAUAAAAUAAUAUGGAAAAAGCACAGCAUUUAUGGAAUGUAAAUCAAUUUAUUACGAAAUUAAAUUGUUCGCAAAGCAGAAAUUUGCAGACAUUUUACAUAGAAAAAUGUAAAAGAUUUAGUCAUGGAAUAGAGUUGUCAUCCCAAAAUUUUGGUCCGUCUGUGAUGUGUCAAUUUUGUGGAUCACUCUGGAAUACUAUGAAUUAUAGUAUUAGAAUAUUGCGAGGUAAACCACUCUCUAAGUCUAUUAAAAAAAUUAUACAUUCUAUGAAUAAUGGUGAGAAAAGAAUACCUAAAGUUCAAAGAAGUUUAGCAGAAAAAUGCAUAAAAAAUAAAAUGAACAGAUUAGUACUUAAAUGUUCAGUCUGUUUAAAAAGUACAAAGAUACCUUUUGAUAAGCCACAAAGGGAAAAGGUACAAAAGAGUGAAAUAAAAAAUAUUGAAAGUAAAGCAAAACGGAAGAAAAAGAGAACCAAGGAUAGAACUGCUGGUUUAAAUAUUUCUGGAAUUUCAAAUUCAAAUGUUACAGAGGGAUUGAAACAAACAAACAUAAGAAAAGUUGAAAGUACGACAGACACAACACCAACUCAAAAGAUAAAAAAAUUAAAUAUAAAUCGAUUGAAAGACAUAGUAAAUAAAAAAGCAACACCCCGAAAAAGGACGAGUUUACAUGGUUUUUUAACAGAGCUCUGUUGAAAAUUAGUUUAUUAUUAAAGUGUCUUAUAAAAUGUUUUAUAAACACAAAUUCUCAUUUAUUACAUAGAAAACAUUCGUCACGCUUUCUUUACGAAAAAAAAAGAAAAACGAAAAACAGAGAGAAUGAAGAAUAAAAAGACUGAUAUUUAGUUUUUCAAAGUCCUAUUCUAAAAGACAUUAUUUUUGUACAUUAAAUACUAAAAAGUGUUCAAUCUUUGGUUACUUUAAUCGUCAAUUGUUCUAUACAGCAUUGUCCAUACGAUGAAAUAAAUAUAUCAUGAUGCAUCAAAA